AGUUUUCCAGACGCUAUUGCAGAUUUAGAAAGUCUGGUGGAGUUACGUCUGAAUAGUAAUAAAUUGACAAAAUUACCCGCUUGUCUGAAAAAACUAAAAAACCUUUCGCGAUUAGAUCUUGGAAACAAUAACUUAGAAGCAAUAAAUGGCAUCGACAAACUACGCAAAAUUCAAAUAUUAGUUCUGGACGGUAAUAAACUUUCAUCUGUGAUAAGAGAAAUCUCUAAUUUAAUACAUUUGGAGAUAUUAAGUUGCAAUAACAAUCGAAUUACCGACAUACCUCACGAUGUUCGGCAUUUACAAUCACUCUCUGAUGUUGAUAUAUCGAACAACCGUCUUAAAGUGCUUAACCCGGAGGUAUUUAAAUUGCCGAAUUUAGACGCAUUUAAUGCUAGUCAAAAUGACAUUAGCAAAAUUCCAUCAUUUAAUGUCCAACUUCAUCAUAAAAAAUGGAUAUCAAUGUUAGAUAUUUCA
Messenger RNA from Lottia gigantea (owl limpet), 474 nucleotides. RefSeq lists its product as hypothetical. Gene Ontology annotation, molecular function: protein binding. The transcript has a single exon. The record is from RefSeq and is a predicted model, not a curated record. The annotation marks the transcript as partial. Lineage: Eukaryota; Metazoa; Mollusca; Gastropoda; Lottiidae.